Molecule: messenger RNA, 2106 nt
Organism: Cokeromyces recurvatus
Lineage: Eukaryota; Fungi; Mucoromycota; Mucoromycetes; Mucorales; Mucoraceae
Product: Alpha/Beta hydrolase protein
Exons: 7
Coding region: 15-1688 (557 amino acids)
Biological process (GO): protein dephosphorylation
Molecular function (GO): protein tyrosine/serine/threonine phosphatase activity
Source: RefSeq, a predicted model, not a curated record
UUUUUUUUCAUUAAAUGUUUUUAAUGACAAAUUCACUAAUAACAGGUGGAACAGCCAUUUUUGGAGUAAUAUUUAUAGCUGCUUUUAGUGUUUAUUACUUAUACCAUGAUAGAAGAUUUUCUUUAUCAGAAAGAUUUUAUUUUUUAAUAUGCAAAAGAAAUAUAGAAGAAGCUUUAUUAGAACAUGAAUUAUUAAAACAACCUGAACCGGAUAUUAUUGCAAAUAAUACCCAAUAUAUUGAAAUUAAUGGACAUAAACUUCGAAUUGUUCAUAUAAUUCAUGAAUUAGGCAGCAAAGUUCCUUUAAUUGUAUUUAUACACGGUUUAGGCGGACAGGUGUCGCAAUGGAAAUGUCAAAUAGAAUACUUUUCACAUACCGCACAUGUACUUGCUAUAGAUUUAUUAGGCUGUGGCAAAAGUGAAGUGACAAAAGAUUGGGAAUCUUAUACAACAGCUUCAUUAGUGGAAGAUGUAAAACUUCUUUUAUUAGAACGUUAUCAAUAUCCAUCUACUGUAAUUAUUGCACAUUCUUAUGGCUGUUCAAUUGCUUCAUUUGUUGCUUCAUCUCCUGAAAUUCAAUCAAGUUUAAAAGGUUUAAUAUUAAUAGCACCUAAAGACCAUAUUAAAGAUACUCAGAAAAGAAAUCAAAAGAAAUUAAGAUGGAUACCUAAUUGGAUUUUUAAUUGUGCUCGAACAGCAGAUAGAAAGGGAGGAUUAUAUUCAAAAAGUGUAGAUCGCUUCUUAGGCACUGAACUUACGGAUCUAGAAAUUCGUAAAAGUCAAUUACGAUGGAAUCUUCAAAGUAAAACGCCAGUUUAUAAAAGAUAUGUGAGAGGUGCCAGUUUUCCUAGUCGAACUAUAUAUGAAAAGAUUAAAAUAGGUGUAUUGUUAAUAGGUGGUGGACAGGAUAGAGUAACGCCUCCAACAGAAAUGAAUAUCAUUCGUAAUCAUUUACUUGGAUUAGAUCCGGAUGAAAAUCAAUGGGAUAAUGUAUCACAACUUGAUAAUAUACGUGUUCCAGUUCCUUAUGUGAUUCCUGAUGUUGGACAUGUACCUAUGGUUGUUUAUCCAGAGCUCGUAAAUCCUGUCAUAUCUGACUUUUUGAUUAAAAAUUGUGGAUUAAAUACCUUAAGCGGCGCCUGGCAAAUUUUACACAAAACAAAGGGUGAAAAUAAAUGGGAUUUAAAGAACUAUGCAAAGUGGGCAGGAGUGGCGAAUAUUACAGAAACACCUAUUGGACCUUCUUUAUUUAGAGCAAUGAAAGUAAUGCGACAGACAGAUAGUUCACAUUGUCCUUCUGCUUUAUUAGCCAAAUAUCCAGAGAUACGAUUUAUUAUUGAUAUCUCUAAUGAUACACCACCUUAUAGGGCUAGUGAUUUUGAACAUUCAAGAAUAGAAUAUAUCAAAUUUAAGACUGUUUCUAAAAUUCCUCCAACAAGAGAAGAAGUUGCAAAAUUUAUAGAAAUAGCUUCUUCUUGUUGGACAAAAAUACCAGAUGCUCAAAUUGCAGUACACUGUCAUUAUGGAUUUAAUCGGACAGGAUUUUUUAUUUGUUGCUUUAUGAUUGAAAAGUUAGGUGUUUCUGUUCCUGAUGCGCUUCGAUAUUUCAAAGAAGUGAGGCCUCCUGGAAUAAGACAUGCUCACUUUAUUGAUGAACUUUACCUUAGAUAUGUAUUAAAUCAAAGAUAAUAAUAUAGAAUAUACUGCAUGUAAUUUUCUUUUAAAUUUGUAUUAUUAGAGUUUAAUUAAGCACGGAUAACUUUAUCCAGGAGCAAUUUAGAUUUAGUAAUAGUAUACAAUAAAGAUAGCUUUUAUUUUGAGGGGAAAAGGAGCAGACACACAAGGUAAAAAAAAAAGUUAAAAAAAAAAAAGAAGAGUGAGAUAGAGAGAGAAAGGGGAAGAGAAUAGAACAUUGUAUAUUUCAUAGCUUGAAUCUAGUGAUAGAAUGGUACUGUAUAGACUGAAGAAUGUAUUUUAUUACUGUAUAACCUGUAAUAUAAGACUGUUGUUAUCUUCUGGUUAUUCAUACUUAAAUAUAACUCAAUAUCAACUUAUUUGAAUAAGGAUUUUGUGAGUGCUAAAAAAAUAAAAAAAAAUAAAAAUAAAA